Molecule: messenger RNA, 3324 nt
Organism: Saxophila tyrrhenica
Lineage: Eukaryota; Fungi; Ascomycota; Dothideomycetes; Mycosphaerellales; Extremaceae
Exons: 3
Coding region: 1-3324 (1107 amino acids)
Biological process (GO): protein import into nucleus
Cellular component (GO): cytoplasm; nucleus
Molecular function (GO): small GTPase binding; nuclear import signal receptor activity
Source: RefSeq, a predicted model, not a curated record
AUGGACGAGCAAUUUCUGUCCUUGCUGAGGGCGUUGCUGGAGCCGAGUACUGAGGUUGUCAAAAAUGCAACCAGCCAACUGAACCAGACGUACUUCAAAUCGCCCUCCGCAAUCCCAGCGCUCAUACAGAUCAUCUGCAAUCAUGACCAGCCUGAGCUACGCCAGCUGGCCGCGGUAGAGGCGCGCAAACUGGUCUCGAAGCAUUGGAACUCACUACUGGAAGAUCAGAAACCUCAGCUCCGGCAAGCGAUCCUGCAAUCCACAAUAGACGAGGACAAGCCACUCCCCAGACACAGCAAGGCGCGCGUGGUCGCGGCCAUCGCGAAGAUUGAUCUUGAAGAUGGCCAAUGGACAGAGCUGCCGGGUGUGUUACAGCAGGCCGCCACGAGCAGCACGGCGAAGCACCGUGAGGUUGGGAUAUACAUGAUGUACACCCUCCUCGAAGCCAUGCCAGACAUGUUCCAGGAGAACAUGGGCCAAAUGCUGACCCUCUUCAACCGCACCAUCCAAGACCCCGAGUCCGCUGAGGUGCGGGUGAACACCAUGUUGGCUCUGUCUGAGCUAGCCCUGGUGCUCGACACAGAGGAGGACGAACAGAGUCUCAGAGCCUACCAGAGCACCAUUCCUCAUAUGGUCAAGGUCCUGCAAUCUACCAUCGAAGCGGAGGACGAAGUACGCGCUAUGCAGUGCUUCGACGUGUUCAACAAGCUGCUCUCCUACGAAUCCGCCUUCCUCAACCAGCACUUCGGCGACUUGAUCCAGUUCUUUAUCCAAGUCGCGUCAAGAUCCGAGAUCGACGAGGACAUCCGAAGUCAGGGAUUCUCGUUCCUCAUGCAGAGUGUGCGUUACCGCAAGAUGAAGGUGCAGAGUCUCAAGGUGGGCGAGCAGAUGAUGUCAAUGUGUCUGCAAGUCUCUACAGAGCUCGAUGCUCUCCCAGAAGACGAGGACGAUGUUUCGCCAGCUCGAUCUGCUCUUGGACUGCUGGACAUCUUGGCAGAAAGUCUUCCACCAAAACAGGUGGUGGUACCGCUUCUCAAGGCGAUCGGACCCUACGUUCAGGCUCAGGACCCCGCCUACCGAAGAGGUGGCAUUCUCGCCCUCGGAAUGUGCGUUGAGGGUGCUCCUGACUUCAUUGCUACACAGCUUCCAGAGAUCCUUCCUCUGAUCCUACACCUUCUUGAAGACUCGUCAGCCAGCGUGCGGAGUGCGACGCUCAACACAGUCGCACGACUGGCUGAUGAUCUUGCGGAGGACAUGGGCAAGGAGCACGCUCGCCUGAUACCAGCACUCGUCAAGAACUUUGACAUGGCAGUCCAAGGGAUGCGGACUGCUCCAGCCUCAUCGAAAGAGCAUGAUUUGGACGUUUACAUUGUCAAGGGCUCUUGCAUGGCCGUGGACUCGCUCAUUGAAGGGCUCGAUCAGGAGGAUGCCGCCAAAUAUGUCACUGAGCUGGUACCUCGCUUCGCGAUGCUCUUCGAGCACGAGGAUCACAAGAUCCAGAUGGCGGCAGUCAGUGCGGUAGGGUCCAUCGCAUCUGCUUCUGAAAAGGCCUACCAGCCGUAUUUUGAGCAGACGAUGCAGAGUCUGGGCAAAUACAUAAAUGCCAAGGACAGCAACGACGAGCUCGAACUGCGUGGCAUUGUGGUCGACACACUCGGGAAGAUCGCAACUGCUGUUGGUCCAGAGCAGUUCCAGCCAUACGUGCAGCCACUCAUGGCCUCAUCUGACGAGGGCCUGCACUUGGAUCACCAGAGAUUGAAAGAGACAAGCUACAUAUUGUGGUCAACAUUGGCUCGUGUGUAUGAGGAGGAAUUCGAAACAUUCCUCCCUGGUGUUGUCAAGAGCUUGUUUGCGUGUCUGGAGCAACAAGAGAUCGAUUCCGAAGUACAGCUCGGCGCUGAGGCAUCUGACCUCGUUGGCCAGGAAGUCACCAUUGCCGGCAAGAAGAUCAAGGUUGCUGGAGCAAACGGCGUGAAUGAGGAUGACGCUGAUGCCUCCGAUGUUGCGCAGGCUCUUAUGGAUGCUGGAGAAGACGACGACGACGACGACAGCGAUGAUUGGGACGAUCUUGGGGCUGUGACGGCUGUCGCCAUGGAGAAAGAGAUCGCAAUUGAGGUGGUUGGUGAUGUCCUCACGCACACCAAGUCGAAGUACAUACCACAUAUGAAGCAGACGAUUGCGAUAGCCGCCCCACUACUGGAGCACACCUUCGAAGGCGUGCGACGCAGUGCUAUCAGUACCUUGUGGAGGGCAUAUGCCUGCGUCUGGGGCCUGGCGGAAGACGGCGGCAUGGAGAAAUGGCAGCCCGGCUUACCUGUUCAAGUCACGCCCGGGACCGAUCUAACACAGCUGGGUGAAGUGGUGAUGAACGGUACGCUUGCCUUGUGGGAAGAGGAGAUGGACCGGGCAUGCGUCACCGAGAUCAAUCGCAAUCUCGCAGCUACUCUCAAGCUCUGCGGACCCGCCAUUCUGACGCCCAAGCAAGGCACCACCACGUCGACACCGCUUGAACAAAUUACGGCACUUCUGCUGCUAUUGCUUCAGAAGCAGCACCCCUGUCAAAAGGACGAGGAUGAUCUUGAUGGGGAGAUGCCACUGGACGAGGAGUCAGCGGAGUACGACUGGCUUGUCAUCGAGACUGCCCUAGAAGUCGUGGGUGCUCUUUCGACUGUACUCGGAGAGAUGUCUGGCGAGCUAUGGCCUAUCUUCGAGACACCGCUCAUGAAGUACGCUUCUUCGCAGGAGCGAUUCGAGCGGUCUUCUGCUGUCGGCACAAUGGCCGAUUGUGUCCAGUCGAUGGGCGCGGCUUGCACGCCGUACACUCAGAAGAUCAUGCGUGUGUUCGUCAAGAGACUUUCCGACGAGGAUGCUGAAGUGAAGAGCAACGCUGCCUUUGGCACCGGAUUGCUGUGCGCCAAGAGCACCAACGACAAGGAGGUGCUGUCCAACUACAACACCAUCCUCGGCAAGCUGGAGCCUUUACUCGAUGCCUCUUCGACCGGCUCUGAUGAUGCGCACGCCCGGCUACUGGACAAUGCCGCUGGUUGCGUCAGCCGGAUGAUCAAGAGGAGUCCACAACACGUUCCACUUGAGGAUGUCCUGCCGCGCCUAGCGGAGAUCUUGCCGCUGAAGGAGGAUUACGAUGAGAACGAGCCGGUGUACGACAUGAUUGUUACUCUCUACCAGCAACAGAAUCAGGUAGUGCAGCGUUUGACGCAGUCCUUGAUGCCGGUGUUUGAGAAGGUGCUGGGGCCGCCGGAGGAGCAGCUGAGUGAGGAGAUGCGUGGGAAGGUUCAGCAGCUUGUGGAGUAUGUUAGGAGGUAG